Capsicum annuum is the source of this 2897-nucleotide messenger RNA. RefSeq lists its product as uncharacterized. The record is from RefSeq and is a predicted model, not a curated record. Lineage: Eukaryota; Viridiplantae; Streptophyta; Magnoliopsida; Solanales; Solanaceae. Bases 542 to 1708 code for a protein of 388 amino acids. Gene Ontology annotation, molecular function: beta-1,4-mannosylglycoprotein 4-beta-N-acetylglucosaminyltransferase activity. Gene Ontology annotation, biological process: N-acetylglucosamine metabolic process; protein N-linked glycosylation. The transcript has 2 exons. Gene Ontology annotation, cellular component: membrane.
UCUGGAAUAGCAUCAAUAUUCCUAAUUUUAUAAAAUUAGGAAUAUUUUUUAUUCUUUUUCCAGUUAUAUUAGGAAUCUUAAAAAACAUCAUUAUUUUUUUCCCCACCACAUUAUAUGAUUGGUGGGGUGUGGGGGUGGGUUAACAUUGUAAUGUCUGUCUAUAUAUAGACAUCUGCAGAAAGAGUGUUGAAUUACAAGAAAAAGAAGAAGAAGAAAACCCAACAAACAAACGGCUAUAAUUUACCGUUUAUUAUAAGUAGUCAAUCUACAAAGGAAAAAAAAAUUGGAAAAAAUAAUUCCCCUCUCUCAAUUUUGAUGAUAAUGGCAAUUCUUCAAUUGCUGUAAAAUUUUGAGAGGGAGGGGGUUGAUAGAUUUCAUUUUUUUUUUCCUUUUUUUUAAUCAGGGUUUUCUUCAAUUAUUUUUCUUUUUUGAUAAUUUUUGUUAUUUUCUGACAAAAAGAUUAAAAUUUGGAAGAAGCCAAAAGUUUGAUUGGGGCCAUUUUGGUAGAAGGGGUUUGAAAAAAAAUAUCUUGGUGGUGCUAAUGGUGUCUGAUAUUUAUUAUCCUUCAAAAAAGACAGACGAUUUUUGUGAAGACGUUUGUGGCGAGCAGUCUAGUCCAGGAAUGGUAAGCAUGUCAAGACUACGGUGUAUGCUUCGAGGGUUGGAUUUAAAGGCUAUUGUCUUUUUAGUUGUGUUUGUGCCAAUGUGCAUAGUUGGUAUUUACUUUCAUGGGCAGAAGAUUACCUACUUUCUCCGCCCAAUAUGGCAAUCUCCUCCGAGGCCCUUUAUUGAAGUUACCCAUUAUUAUCAUGAGAAUGUAUCGAUGGAGAACCUUUGCAGGCAGCAUGGAUGGGGAAUUCGUGAAUAUCCUAGGCGUGUCUAUGAUGCAGUUUUGUUUAGCAAUGAAGUGGAUAUGCUUACUAUUAGAUGGAAAGAGUUGCAUCCUUACAUCACACAGUUUGUUCUUCUUGAGUCAAACUCCACGUUUACUGGAUUGCCCAAGCCUUUUACUUUUGCUAUUAACCGGGACCAAUUUAAGUUUGUUGAGUCUCGAUUGACUUAUGGUACCAUUGGAGGAAGGUUCAGAAAAGGUGAAAAUCCAUUUGUUGAAGAGGCAUAUCAGAGAGUAGCGCUCGACCAGCUUUUGAGAAUAGCUGGAAUAGAGGAUGAUGAUUUGCUGAUAAUGUCCGAUGUUGAUGAAAUUCCUAGCAGGCACACCAUCAAUCUUUUGAGAUGGUGUGACGACAUUCCUCCGAUUCUUCACCUUCAUUUUAGGAAUUACUUGUACUCUUUUGAAUUUGAGCUUAAGCAUAGAAGUUGGAGAGCUUCAGUCCACAGGUAUCAGACUGGCAAGACUAGAUACGUACACUAUCGUCAGACUGAUUUGCUUCUGGCAGAUUCAGGUUGGCAUUGUAGCUUUUGUUUCCGCCACAUCUCAGACUUCGUAUUCAAGAUGAAAGCUUACAGCCACACUGAUAGAGUGAGGUUCUUGCAUUAUUUGAACCCUAGAAGAAUACAAGAUGUCAUUUGUCAAGGAGCUGAUUUAUAUGACAUGCUUCCUGAGGAGUACACAUUUAAGGAUAUCAUUGGUAACAUGGGACCUCUCCCUCAUUCUUACUCAGCCGUGCAUCUUCCUGCUCAUUUGCUGGAGAAUCCCGAGAAGUAUAAGUAUCUCUUGCCUGGGAACUGCAAAAGAGAAAGUGGCUAACCUUUUACCACACAGUUGGGUUCAUUUUCGUAACAUAGGAGAUUUUCAUGUGCCGAUUUUUUUGUUGCACUAUGAGGGACUCUUAUCAGGUAACUGAUGAUGGUCGUGUAGCAGUGCCAUAUACAGUUAAACCUUAUAUGCAACAAAGUCUAGGUUAAAAAAAAUGUUCUCAGGGAAGCGGCUGGGUAUAUAUUGUUUUCUUGGGUUCAUUUGAGGUAUCGGUACAUUCAUUUGCCGAGUAAAAAAUUAAUUUAGGGUGAUGUAAAAUCUUGGGUAAACUUAACCGUUUGCUGUCUGUAUUGCAUAACCCUGAGAUAGGACUCUUUGAAUGACAAUGCUGGAGCUUUUUGAUUGUAGAACUGUUUUUUUCUCUGUAUCUCCUGUUAAGAGACAUAUAUUGCAAUAUAUAAAUCUUGACAAUGACUUGGCAUAAGUACCCUCAACCUAUGACCGAUUUUGAAACGAAUGUAUGUUAGCCAUGUUAAUUGAGCUAGUGGUAUCAGUCCGACAGAGCAAAACAUCUGGCUGGUAAAAUGAAUAUGCUCUUGGAUAGUGCAUUUGGGACAGUUUUGAGUUUCUUGUUGGUAACUUGGUACUUAGUUUGAAUCCUGUGAAACAGUUGUUAGUUUCUUCAUAGGUUGUAUAUCAUUAUCUUCUUGCAGACAAAUUUAGCACACUGUAUCCAGAAAGGCCAACACGAAUGCCCUAUUUUCAUCUGUCAAUUACUUGUUUCCAUCUUCAAGCCUAAGAUUCCAUAUCUUUUUUGAAGCAAGUAAUGAUUUUCUUUCUUUGCUUUCUAAGAUGGAGUUCGAUAUGCACUCUGUGUUAAUAUACUUUCUUUUUGUUCCCUCUAGUUUUUGCAGGAAUUGAAUCUCAUCCUUGAAUCAAGAAGUCACUUUCUGUCUGCCUUUUUAAGAUGAAACUUUGAUAUUGCUGUUCACAUACUUAAUCAAGAUGUUUCUUUCACUACAAAGGUGACUCAUGACAGUAGCUUUUUCCUUAACCACUAAGGUGACUCAAGGCACUACUUUUUAUUUUAUGACCUAUGUGAAUUAAGUACAAAUUCGGACCCCUUGUUUUAGAUUGUAUAUGAAACUGAAUAUCUGUUUAGGUUUGUUUUUUUUUAAUACCAAAUAUCACUAUUGAAUUUUUUAGUACAAGAAUUCUAUAUACACCCAACAUAGUGUCA